Molecule: messenger RNA, 1600 nt
Organism: Sodiomyces alkalinus F11
Lineage: Eukaryota; Fungi; Ascomycota; Sordariomycetes; Glomerellales; Plectosphaerellaceae
Product: putative quinone oxidoreductase
Exons: 1
Coding region: 329-1402 (357 amino acids)
Molecular function (GO): oxidoreductase activity, acting on NAD(P)H
Source: RefSeq, a predicted model, not a curated record
ACUUCGCUCCCGGACUUCACAAUCCGACCCCCUCCUUUGCCUCAUUAACGUCACUAGGAGUCCAUUCCGGACCCUUCCUGACAAAUAGCAAACCGGGCCCCGCCCGUCUGUGGUCAUGAAUAUCGAUGGGGACUGGGACCGGCAAAGUCUCGAAAGAGGAACGGUCUGAAUAUAUAGGAGACAUGGGCCCAGGAGGACAGAGCUUGGCGGUCUUUCCCCGCCAUCACCUUCACCUUCAUCUUGACCCUCAACUUCACCUAGCAGCUACUUGUGUUGACAUCUCCACGGAUUACGCAUACUCAGACCGUUCUAUAGCAGGCCGACAACGAUGAAGGUCGCCAUCGUCCAUCCCGACACCUCGGUCGUCGUAACCGAUUGCCCCGUCCCCAUCCCGGGACCAGACCAAGUCCUCAUCAAGGUCGCCGUGGCUGGCACGAACCCCAAAGACUGGAAACUGCCGUGGUGGCAGAACAAGCCGGACAACUCGGGCGACGACGUGGCGGGCACCGUCGAGUCGGUGGGUGACGGCGUGGUCGGUUUCGCCCAGGGCGACCGCGUGGCCGCUUUCCACGUCAUGCUCACCCCCGCCGGUGCGUUUGCGGAGUACGCCCUCGCCCCGUCGCACACCGUCAUGCACAUGCCCGCGUCCGUUUCCUUCGAGGAGGCCGCUACGUUACCGUUGGCCGCGUACACGGCUGCCGUUGCGCUUUUCCACCAACUCGAGUUCCCUUCGCCCUGGGACGCGGCCUCGGCGGCGCGGGAUGAUGACGGGACGCCGGGAAGACCGCUCGUCGUCUACGGCGCGUCGACCGCGAUUGGCGCGUACGCGAUCAAACUCGCCCUGAGGGCGAACAUCCACCCCGUCAUCGCCGUGGGGAGCAAGAACAGCGCGUUCGUCGCGUCGAUGCUGGAGGCGGCCCGCGGGGACGUCCUGGUCGAUUAUACCGCGCACGCGACGCCGGAGUCUCUUGUCGAGGCGAUACGUGCGGCUGCGGGGCCCGACGGUGCCAGGGAUGUCUUCGACGCGGUGUCGGAGCAAGGGACCUUCGUUACGCUGAGUCGUGCUAUUGCCGGCCCGCCGGACGAUAGGGGAAGGAAACCGCGCGUGACGGUCGUUUUGCCGGGGAGUGAUUACUCGGCGGCGGACCCGAGCGUGGAUGUGGUCGUUACCAGCGUUGGGCUCGUGCAUAAGCCGGAGGAGAAGGAGCGGUUGUUCGGCGCCGUGUGGGGGCGUGUCUUUGAGAGGGGGCUGCAGGCUGGUUGGCUUGAGCCGCAUCCCCAUGAGGUUGCCCCUGGGGGGUUGAACGGGCUGGAGGGGGCUUUGAAGGCGUUGAGGGAGGGGAAGGUGCGUGGGAAGAAGAUGGUUGUUCGGAUUGGCGAGACGGAGGGGGUUGGACAGUAGAGGAAGUAUUUAGGACGGCAUUACGAAUCGUAAACAGUACAAGCGACUGAGGACGAAGCCAUAGGGGAAGUACAUCAUCACAUGUCUCAUCUCAUAUUACGUCUUGCAGACGCUACUUUAGGUAAGGUACAUGUACCUUAUACCUAGUAUAUACACAUGUCCCAUUCACCCCGAGGGAGAAAAACAUCAUUGUACACC